CUUUGUAACUACUAUUAGGUUGAUCUGCAUUGGAAAAGUUCACAUGUACAGUAUCAUUUUGAUGUUUGCAAGUGCAGACAGGUGCAUCUCUGAGAGGGGAUACAUCUCAAGUUUUUUUUAUAUCUCAUUCUGACUACUUGUGAGACAUCAGCACUUGAACCAACCAAAAGUAUGGCUGAGGGUGGAUAUCCCUCUGUAUUUGUGGUGGACAGCCAUGCCACCCGGCCUCCACUGCCGCCCAGGCUGAACCAGGGUCAACGGCGUACCGGGGCGGUACAGACCUUGCUGUUCUUGCUGGUGAGCAUGGCAUUGUGUGGCAUGGUCAUAGAAGCCUGCUUCAUCUACCGUCUCUACCAACCUGAAUCUGGCACGUCAGCAUUGUCCUCUAAGCUCACUGCAGGUCAACAUGUUGCAUCUCCCACUAAAAGGCCUCAUCGCGUUCAUCCUUCCAAACCGGCUGCACAUCUGACAGAUGGACAAGAUGUAGUUCAUGACGGCAAAAUCAUGGCAUGGAGCAUGGAUGCAGAACCUCUCCUCUACGAAAUGGACUACACUGACAGACAUCUUGUCAUUCAGAAGGAGGGUUAUUACUAUGUCUAUUCCAAGGUUUCCUUCUUAGACUCUGAUUUAUUUUACCACUUUAUUCAUCAGAAAACUAAACUGUACAGUGGGAAAAGUAUUACCCUUCUGAUGUCCAGAAAAUACUCAAAGAAGUCCAACUACAUGCGAUCCAACAGUUACCUGGGUGGGGUGUUUCACUUGUACAAAGGUGAUGCCGUUUAUGUGGAAGUGAGCAAUACCUCAAACAUUAUCCGCCACAAACCCUUUGAGAACAUCUUUGGUGCAUAUAUGAUAUAAGUAUCACACUGAGAUUGAAGACUGGAGUUGGAGAAAGUAAAAGUGGCCUAAAAAAUGUCAUACAAUUUCCUCAACGAUUACCGACAGGCAGCAGAUCAGUUAUUGUUAAUUAAGUUUAAGACUGUGCUGAUGGCUUUUUCAACUGAAUUCAAUUUUCAUAUCAGGGACUUUGUAUAUGCUUACUUUCAACUUAAUCACUGAAUGUUACAAAAUGACUUCUAAUACAUUUUUCCGUCUUCUUGUUGCUGAGUACACAUAUGCCAUGUUCAUGCUGAAAAUUAACCUUAAACUGUCACCUUUAUUUUUUUCUUUUCAUCUUUGUGGUGCACAUACUGCACACUAUUUAUUUGUUCGUCCAUUGCUAGAAUGAAUUAUAAGUUGUUCCAAUUCUAAUGUAUUUAUGUACAAUAUUAAA
Larimichthys crocea (large yellow croaker) is the source of this 1273-nucleotide messenger RNA. It is a transcript of the gene tnfsf14a, whose product is annotated as TNF superfamily member 14. Lineage: Eukaryota; Metazoa; Chordata; Actinopteri; Sciaenidae. The record is from RefSeq and is a predicted model, not a curated record. Gene Ontology annotation, molecular function: tumor necrosis factor receptor binding. Bases 172 to 858 code for a protein of 228 amino acids. Gene Ontology annotation, cellular component: membrane. Gene Ontology annotation, biological process: immune response. The transcript is spliced from 5 exons.